Megachile rotundata (alfalfa leafcutting bee) is the source of this 1704-nucleotide messenger RNA. RefSeq names its product BRO1 domain-containing protein BROX. NCBI's taxonomy places the organism in Eukaryota, Metazoa, Arthropoda, Insecta, Hymenoptera, Megachilidae. The record is from RefSeq and is a predicted model, not a curated record.
UAUGUUAUGAUAUCUGUUUUACCUUGAUGUGCCUUAUCUGUCAAAUAGAACAAGUUGCAUUCAAGUACUCAGAUACUAUAUAUUAAUACUAACAGUUUAAUUAAAAUUGUUAACAUGGCACAUUGGUUCCACCGUAAUGUAUUAAAAGCAACGACAAAUCAAAAAUUUGAGUUGAAAAUACCUAAUCCUACUGAUGCUACAAGAAAAUUGUGCAGUGAUCUAAAACUAUCAAGAAUUCGACUGUUAGAUGUGAUAAAAAAUCCAAAUAACUCCAGCGAUACUAUAGAACCAGCUUUUCACAGCUACUUAAGUUUAUUAUAUGGAUUUAUAUGGGAAAUAAAUUCAGUAGCAGAACAAGAUCAACAUGUUGGUAGACCUAAUCCUAGUAAACUUAGAAAUGUUCUUGUAUAUAAAUGGACACACACAUUAUUGGGAACAAAUACUUAUUCCAAUGCAGAUUCUGUCUAUGAAGCAGCUAAUAUGAGUGUGAAUGUAGGACUAUGGUUUAUGAAACAUGCUGCAAUGUUAGCUGCUAAAGAUGACAUAAGCAUGAAUGAAGCAAAAGAUGUACAUACAAUGCUAAGAAGAGCAGCAGGAAUAUUUACUUUUGUACAAACAGAAUUUUUACCUCAAUUAGCAAAUCCUCCACCAUUGGGAAGUGAUUUAGAUCCACGAAUCAUAAAUGCAUAUGUAAAUCAAUGUACAGCAGAAGCUCAAGAAGUGACAGUAGCAAGAGCAGUGGAACUAAAACACAAUGCUAGUUUAAUAUCAGCUUUGGCUAAUGAAACAAGUAAAUUAUUUCUGGAUGCUGCUAAUACUUUACGUUCAUUUAAACCAGAAGUAACAGCUCAGUGGAUUAAAUAUUUAGAAUUUAAGGCAGCAUUUUACCAGUCUUAUGCUUAUAACUAUUGUGGUGAAAAUUUAUUGGCUAUGGAUAAAUGUGGGGAAGCAAUUAAAGCUUUACAGGAAAGUGAAGCUUGCUUAAAGAAGGCAAAAUUAUUAUGUCAAGAAUAUGGAAAAAUAAAUGGACCAGCGCCUAAAGUAAAACCAGAUGAACAUGCUGUAUUCAAAAGAUUAGCACCUAUAGUGAAACUUACUCUUGAUAAAUGUAACAGAGAAAACGGUUUAAUUUAUCAUCAUAAAAUACCAGGAGAAGUUCCAGUGUUAGAUACCAAAGCCACUUUUGGUUUAGUGAGUCCUAUUGACUUUCAAAUGCAAUCACAUCAUCCUGUGUGGAACUUAGAUAUAUAUAAAACAUUAUCAGGUUUAAGUUCGGCAAAGGAUGAAAAAGAACAAAAUUUACCUCCAGUAAAGGAAGAUGCAAUUCAUCACAGCACUAAAGAACCAAAAAAUGCCAGUGGUUGUAUAUUACAAUAGGCUUCUUUAACGCAAAAAAUAUGAGUAGUAAAUUAAGUUUUCUGCUUUUUUAUCCUAAUAAUUUUUAAUGCUACUGUAACACCAAAAUAUUAAUUUAUUUCUGAAGAAAGUAUGUACAUGUACAUACAAAUUGAUAGCAUUUAAAUAUUUUGUAUUUGUAUAUUCAGCACUAUACACAAAUAGUCUUUAUUUUUAAUCAAGAACUAUUGCAGCAAUUAAAUUAUGGACGUACAUAAAAACAAAUUUAUAUACGCAUCUACUUGUUCUUGUUUGUAUAUUUGUUAAAAUUUUAUUUCCUUUUGUUAAUAAUGUGCAAUACACACCACG